AUGGAUUUUAUAGAUUUCGAAACGUACCAUGAGAAUGACCUGUUACCCCAACCACAACCAGCUUUAUCAUUGCCAAUCUCUUCCAAUAUAGAGAGUUUGGGUAAAAGGUUUUCUAGCUUCAAUAACUUGACGAGAAAUCUACUCAAAAGAGAAGAAGAAGGGGAUCAAGAAUCAAAUCCAAAUAAUCAAAAUUCGGAAGAGUCUAAGCUAGCUCAGAAGUAUGCUGAUUUGUCAUUAAACUUACUCAAGGGAAGUCAGGGUUUAGUAAGCGACGAAAAGAGUGAUGGUGAUACAUUGCAAGAACUGGAUAUAUCAUCAACGAAGACAUUAUCCAGUAGAUUAUCUAGAGUUCUAAACACUCCACUUUCAGAUUCUAUGAUUAGAGAGAUAUUCACGACUUUGGAACCCAAAAUCAAUGAUAUAGAUAACCUUGUUGAACCAGGUGUCAUAGGUUCAGUUUUGAGAAAGCAAUUCAGGGGAAGUAUAGAGAGUGAUUUAAUUAAAAGUCAAAGUCUAGUUUUGAAAGAGUACCAACCAGUUAUCAAGCAAUUAAAGGUCUUAGAAGAUAGGCUUAAUGACUUAAAUAGUAUAUCUACUGAAGCUACAUCAAGGAUUGAGUCUGAUUUUGAAGCAACCACUGGGUUCAACAAAGAAGUCAAACAAUUGAAUAAAGACAAAUUAGUGAUCGAUUUAAAGAAAAAUUUGUUAAUAAGUUUUAAAAAUAAAUUUACUUUGAACGAAUACGAAGAAUAUGUUCUCAAUGAUGGUGAAAUAAAUGAAGAGUUUUUCGUAGUACUUGCCAAAGCCGAAAGUAUUAGUGAUAAAUGCUCAAUAUUGUUAUCAAUAGACAAUUCUCAACUAGGCUUGAAAAUUAUGAAUAAAAUAAACCAGUUAGUGAAUAAAUCCAUUAAUAGAAUUAUAAACAUUACAAAUAAGACAUUGUCCAAUUUAUAUUCACUCAAUACAAAAUCGAAAUUAGAAACUUUGCAAAAAUGUUUGAGAUAUUUGAAAAAUAAGUUGAAUUAUUUUAAUUCUAUAAUUAACACAUUUACAGAAUCAAGGUCUAAAGUAAUUGUGGAUGAGUUUUUCUCUCAAGUAAACGGGAAUUUAGAUAAGAUCAACUCAUACGAUAGAAGAGAUUCAAGCUCUAGAGCCUCCAUUUCAAGUGAUUCUUCAGGUAGACCGAUAUAUUUAUCAGCUCAUGACCCUAUUAGGUUCAUAGGUGAUUUGCUUGCAUACGUACAUUCUGUGAUUGUCAAUGAAAGAGAAUUGAUAUCAAAUAUAUUCAUUCUAGAGUAUUCGGAUGAAUCAGAAAGAGAAGAAUUUCAAAAAGUUAGUAAUGAUGUUGCUUCUAAAACUCUAAAAGCAUUAUCAAGACCUUUGAAGUCAAGAAUUGAUCAAAUAAUAUCGUCUGAAACCAAAUUAGCAACUCUUUUUCAAAUUUUUAACUUGUUAGACCUCUACCAGCUUAUGUUUACCAAGCAAUUGAAAGAUUCUGAUAGUAACUUAGUCCGCACUAUCAGCGAUUUGAUCAAAUUAUCACAAGAAAAGAUAAUGAAUAUAUUGAAGAAUAGAUUAGCAACAAUUAGGUCUUCGAAUCUGGCUCAAUUAGAUUUGAAUAUAGAUUUACAACCCCCUGAAUGGAUAAUCGAAUUCUAUUUUGAUUUAUUGCCAGUUAUAGACCAAAUUACAACACCCACAAUCUUGAAUUUAUCAAAGGAGGAUAAUGACAAAUUUUUGAAACUCAUAGUUGAUGAGCCCAUAUCUAUUUUCAACGAACAUGUUCAGAACAAUGUCGCCAAGUCGUUCAAUAAGAGGGACCAACUUAUAUUGAAACAAAACUUUCUUGAUGUUGUAUUAUUUAAAAUAAUGCCGUUAUCCUUAUUGAGUGAUAAGACCUUGGAAAUAAAUGACGCCAUAAGUUCCCUCACUCAGGAAUUAACUAAUUACCAAUUGAUAACCUUAUUGGACGAGGCAAAACUUACUGAUUACUACAAUGUAAUUAAUAUGAUUUGUCCUUUUGAAGAUGAAUUUUUUGAUUUAGCCAUAUAUGAACCGAUUACUGAAAAUAAACUAUUCAACAAAGAAUAUUUAAGGGAAGUUAAUAUCACAAUCCAAGAGUUUUUACCAACUGCUUUACUUGAUAUACAAAAGUCCUUACUCAAGGUUAAUAGUCCCUUGACAGUAAAUGAUAUAACCACAAACAGUUCAAUAGAAUUUACCAAGUUUUACUUAAAAUUUGAUCUUAUUUGCAAGGAAUAUUUGAAAGAGCAAUUAUUCACUUGGAGCGAUAUUGAAGUCGCCACGUUAUUGGGUGUUGAGAAUACUUACCUUGACUUGAAGAAACUGAUUCUACUUGAAUAA
This is a messenger RNA of Hyphopichia burtonii NRRL Y-1933, 2364 nucleotides long. RefSeq names its product Golgi transport complex subunit. The record is from RefSeq and is a predicted model, not a curated record. Gene Ontology annotation, cellular component: COG complex. The transcript has a single exon. Bases 1 to 2364 code for a protein of 787 amino acids. Lineage: Eukaryota; Fungi; Ascomycota; Pichiomycetes; Serinales; Debaryomycetaceae. Gene Ontology annotation, biological process: intra-Golgi vesicle-mediated transport.